This is a messenger RNA of [Candida] anglica, 522 nucleotides long. NCBI's taxonomy places the organism in Eukaryota, Fungi, Ascomycota, Pichiomycetes, Serinales, Debaryomycetaceae. The record is from the annotation of a GenBank genome assembly.
UUAUAAUCAACAGCAGAAAUGGCCAAGUUUAUCAAAGCAGGAAAAGUUGCUAUUGUCGUCCGCGGUCGUUACGCCGGUAAGAAGGUUGUCAUUGUGAAGCCUCACGAUGAAGGUACCAAGGCUCACCCAUUCCCACACGCCAUCGUUGCUGGUAUCGAACGUUACCCAUUGAAGGUCACCAAGAACUUGGGUGCUAAGAAGACUGCCAAGAGAACCAAGGUUAAGCCUUUCGUUAAAUUAGUCAACUACAACCACUUGAUGCCAACCAGAUACUCCUUGGAUGUCGAAUCUUUCAAGGCCUCUGUCACUUCUGAAUCUUUGGAAGAACCAUCCCAAAGAGAAGAAGCCAAGAAGGUUGUCAAGAAGGCUUUCGAAGAAAGACACCAAGCCGGUAAGAACAAGUGGUUCUUCACCAAGCUCGCCUUUUAAAUAUGUGUAUUAUAAGGGGUAAAAUAGUUAUUAUUUUUGUUGUUUUUCUUGCAUGGGUUUAAAUAAACAAUAAUUUACGAUCAAUUAAAACUA